AUGAUGACGAACAUAGAAUUCGAUGAAGAUUCUAUUUCCGACUUUGGAUCUUCAAUAAUUUCAAAUACAAGUGGGAAUAAUAAUACUAAUUGUUCUGGUAAUAGAAAGCGGCCUCGAAAAUUACAAGAUUCACUAAAAAAUCUACAAGCAAGUCGUGGAUCAAAAUUCAAUAAAAAAACUGAAAAAUAUAAUUCAGUAUCAUCUUAUGAAAGUCAUACAUCCUUUUCAUCUACUAGUACUAAUACAUCAAAAACAUAUUCAUCAACAUUAACUAGUAAACAAAUUGAAAAUUUUCGUCAACGUAUCGAAAAUGAAUAUAAUGAAUUACAGAGAAGUGAAACAAGUUAUUUUUAUUAUAUAAAUGAUCAGUCUGCCAUGUUACGUGCACGUAAAGCACUUGAACAAGCUACUAAUGGAUGCGGUUACGGAUCUGAAGUAAAUCGUCAAUAUACUGGUAUCGAUGUACUUAUUCAACAUAAAAAAGAAAAUCAUUUUUAUGAACUACAAUACCCAUUUCGAAUUUGUCUGUAUCGUCCAAUUGACCCAAAAAUCGCUACGUGUAUUUCACUACCUGAUGAAGUUCGUGCGAUGGCUAGUCAAAAUACUAUUCUUCACGAAUUAGCUACUCAAGGUUUAUUACCAUAUUUGAAGGAACUUAUUAAAAUAUCAAAAAAUGAUUUUGAUCCUCUUCGAGAAAAAGCAUUGUUUAUAGUAAAUAAAAUAAAUGGAAAAAAUAAACAAGGUCGAACACCAUUAAUAUUAGCUAUUCUUGCCAAAAAAUAUGAUUUUGUUGAACAUCUUCUUGAUAAUAAAGCUAAUAUUAAUAUAACGGAUACAGAAGGUUGUUCACCAUUACAUUAUGCAUGUCGACAAGGUAAUCCUAUAAUAGUGAAAAAAUUAAUUGAUCGACAUGCUGAUCCACAUUAUGUUAAUUCAAGAAAAACUACAGAUGGUAGUAAUCAAUCGAAUCUAUCAGUAUUUCAUUAUCUGGCAAUGUCGAAGGGAACAACGCAAAAAAAUCUCAAACGAUGUGCAAGAUAUCUUUUAGAAUGUGGAUGUCCUUUAAUGCCUUUAACACACGAAGGAAAAACACCAUUUGAUAUUGCUGAAAUGUAUAAUAAUGGUGUAUACGAAUGUGUGAAGAUAUUUUGCAAAAGAUAUCAAUUCAAUCAAUUACAUCCUAUUGAAGUCUCAUCUCGUAAUGAUGCUAAAACUAUUUUACGUGAUUUAGCUUGUCCUAAUACAUUUGGAAAAAUGCGAUUACGUUUUAAACAAUGCGAUAAUAGAAAUUGUUUUAAACGUGAAGGUCUUUUCUUAUUAUAUCAAACAAAAAGAACUCGAACCGAACCUAAUGGAGAACUUGGCUUAUGUGUUCAUCAUAAUGGACAAAUAUUUGCUUAUCCAAUCUCACAAAAACAUAGCUAUACUAUGAUAUAUCCAUCAAAUCCACCAGGAAAGAUUCUUUAUAAGUUUUCAUUAAUAACUGACACGCCACAAGAUGACCAAACACAAGUGGUACUGUUUAAAUCACCUGAUGAAUUAAUUUAUAAUCAUACUAAAUACAAAGGUAUAUUACCAACUUUAUUGGAAAGUUUUCUUCGAAAGGAAAAUGAUGAAAUAAUAACAAUCGAUGCUAAAAAUCUAAUCUUACUUAGUAAUCAACCGGAACCUAUAACUGAUGCUGAAGAAUCUGACACAGAAUAUGAAGAAACCACUACCGUCGAAAACAUUAAUUCAAUUGAUCGUAUCGAUUUAGUUCAAAUACAAUCAGCAAAAAUUCUUGAAGAAAAUGAAAAACGACUUAUAUGGUUAGCAAAAGUUCGAUUAAAUCAUACAACAUAUUUUUCUAUUGUCAUCAAAGAUUAUCUACCUAAGAAAAAUAUUGAUUUAUACAAAGAAUAUCGAUUAAAAGAAUUAAAUAGUCAUUCAAGAAAUGAAAUUACUAUUUCUAAUGAUGAGUCUUCCUUUGAAUAUAGAUCUCGUACUCAUCUUGAAUAUGACUAUGAAUCAAAAAUUUUACUUAAACACCUCAGAAAUCAUCCUUUAAUUAUUCAUACAUUUCUUUUUGGUCAUAAUUCAAAAAGUAGUUUAUGUUUAUUUAUGGAAUAUUUACCAAUGGGAAAUUUAAAUUCAUAUUUAAGAAAAUUAGAUCCAGACUCAUUAGAUCCAUUAAUAGAUGCAUUUCAUUGGAUCUAUCAAUUAUCACAAGCUAUGGCAUUUUUAUCAAACAAUAAAAUAGUUCAUCGUGAUUUAGCAACAAGAAAUAUUCUACUUCAAAAUGAAAAAUAUAUUAAAUUAAGUGAUUUUGGUUUAUCACGUCGUGAAGGUGUAACACUUGAAGUAAAUGAUCGUAUUGUACCAGCACGUUGGUCUGCACCGGAAUGUUUUGAUCGAACACAAAUAGUUUCAUUAUCAUCCGAUGUUUGGUCAUUUGGUAUUGUAAUUUGGGAAAUCUAUUCAUUUGGCGCUAUACCAUAUGAAAUCGAUAUCAAUACUAAUGCUCCACAAGGAGUUCGUUUAUUGAAGCGAUUUUUAAUUGAACAAGGUCGUCGAUUAUCACGACCAGAACGGUGUUCAGAAAGUAUAUAUGAUUUAAUGUAUCGUUGUUGGAAUGCAAAUAUUGCUAAGCGACCACGUUUUGUCGAUAUCAUCGAUGAGUUAAAUGGAACGAAUAUAAGAAGAGACUGUAUAAUACCAUUUACUCAUGAAGAAAGAAAAGCAUGGACAAUGGCAAAAAACGAGUAUCUUAAUAUUUAUAAGUCAAUGCAAAACACAUCAACUGUUGAAGAUCCUUACAUAACAUUGGAUAAUAAUGAAAAUGAAGAUAUAAUACUUUUGUGA
Molecule: messenger RNA, 2841 nt
Organism: Rotaria sp. Silwood2
Lineage: Eukaryota; Metazoa; Rotifera; Eurotatoria; Philodinida; Philodinidae
Source: the annotation of a GenBank genome assembly